AUGGAGUCGGUGGACAAAGACCUAGACAUGGACUUUGAUCUCGCGGACCAAGACGAAGACGAUGCGGAUCCAGCUCCGAAACCUAACCAGGAUGAACCCCCCGCAACCCCAUUAGCUUCCACUACACUCACUGAAGCCCAAUUCCGCACUCUCGAACGCCAGUAUCAAGAAACCCUUGCUGAACUCGAAGCCGUGUCGAGCCUCAACCGAUACCGCGAAGAGUUUGAGAAACUCUUUGGCUCCUUUCGAAACUCAUUCACCAACGAGCAAUCCCUGCUUGCAUCCAACAUCUCGUGCCAGGCCAAGCUCGAUACAACCAAAGAAAACCUCGACUGCGCCCACAAACGCAUAGAUGAUCAAGAACUCGUCAUUGCCAACUACAAACGCGAGUUGCAAAAGGCCCUCGAGGAAGUGCAUCUCGCCAAAUCUGAGAAGAAGGAAGCCGAGGAGAAAAUUAAUGCUCUCAACGGUGAGAUUCGCCGGUUAACGACCGCAGUUGAUGAAGCGACAGACCGUGGUAACGCUGCAGAAACACGCGUGGAAGACCUGAAAGUAGAUUUUGCAGAACUGAAUCUCUACGCCAAAGACAUCCUCCGCCAAUUAGCAGAAGAAAAAGAGGCGAACAACGAGCUUUUAGCCGAAAUCGAAGAGAAUAAAGCCGUCAUUAAGCAGCUGAAGGAGAAAUCCGAUCAAUUGGAUUCCAUAACCGAGACCCACGCUAAAGAUCUCGAAGACAAGAUUAAAACGAUCGAGAGCAUUUCGAAACAACUCCAGCAAUCGCAGAGCAAAAGCAACGGCCUUCAAGAUGAAAUCACGUCCAUCCGUACGUCAUUAUAUGACAAGACGCUGGAGUUGAACUUCAUUCAGACCAACACAGCGAAGAUGAAGUCUACCAACGACUCUUUGAACCAUCAGAUAGAUGAUCUCAAGAAACAACUAGAAGUAGCCACAAACGAAAUCGCGUCGAACGAAGUCCAGAUUAAGAAAUUCAAUGCUGAGGUGUCGCACUGGAGCAACAAGGAAAUCAUGAACAUCGCCGAGCUCGAGAAAAUCCGGAAAGAACUGCGGGAAGUAUCAAAACACAACCAGGAAUUGAAGAAACACGAAUUUAAAGCCAGACUAGCGCUUGAGAAGGCGCAAAGUCAGAAGGAAAAAUUCGCCGCUGAAAAGAACAAACUCGAAGAGAAAUUCCAGCAAGAACGUAUGUUCAGAGAAGCGAUCGUUCAGGAAAGGGACGCUUUGCUUCAAGAGCGCGAUGCUCUCCUAAACUCGAAGUCGCAUUUGGAAGCGCAAAUUUUGGCACAAAAUGAAGACCGGAAAAACAAGGAUGCUACGUACGAGUCGUCAGUCACAGAAUUGAAGCGUUUGCGAAAGAUAAUCACUGACCUCGAAGAAGAAAAAGGGUCACUGGAAAGCAAACGAGCCCGUCUUCAACGCGACAAUGAACUCAUGCGGACCAAAUUAAAUAUUACGGAACAGCAACAAACAUCACAGUCUGCUGCUACGUUGAAUCUUCAGCGUCAGUUGAAAGCCACGGAAUUACAGUCUAAAUCUUUGCUCACAGAUAUUGAUAAGUUAAGAAAAGAAAAACUUGAGUACAGCAAAAUCGCUGCGGAAAACAUGGAAUCGUGUGAAGAUUUGCGCCAAAAGGUGAAGCUUCUGGAUCACAGGAUCCAGCUUCUCUCUGAAAACCUGACUCGGCAGGAAGAGAAUUUAUCCGCUGCCGAAAAAACAAUCCUCAACACGAAAUCUUUGCUGGAGAAAAAGACAGUAGAAUCUCAGAAUUUGCGGAAAAACGAAUGUCACCUUAAAAAGUCCUUCUCCAAAGCAUACACGUGCGUCUUCGUUGACCUUGUUCUCGAGCACUUUUAA
Messenger RNA from Notodromas monacha, 1872 nucleotides. The record is from the annotation of a GenBank genome assembly. NCBI's taxonomy places the organism in Eukaryota, Metazoa, Arthropoda, Ostracoda, Podocopida, Cyprididae.